AGUUGACCCGACACUCACGCAUUCCAACAAACGAAAAGCAGUCGCUGUUUGUUUUGGACAGCACGGCGAAUAGUAGUCUCCGUUGUGUUUGGUUGAUAGGCCGUUUCGUACUUUCGGAGUAUAUAUAAGUUCUCCCUCAUUGUGCAUAGUUCCCCGUUCUGGUCACCCGAAACACACACACUCUCUCCCCCCACACACCCACACACCCACAAGCACACCACCACCGCCAGAUCUUAUUUUUGAUCUCUUUUUUAUUUUUUUCUUUGUUGUUGUACGACGCGCAGCGGAGCGAAUACACCGCCGCUUUUGUUCUAUUCCUUUUCCCACUUCUCCGUUCCACUGUACGCGUGCACACAAACACCAACCUACAUCGUUCUCUUUCCCUCCUUUCCUUUUUUCAGUGUCAUUUAUUUUCUUUCCUUUUCUGCUUGUUCUCGUGAGCUGUAUCGCCCCCCUCCCCCCCCGUGCACGUCGAACAGCACGCGACGGCUCAGCAACAGUCGCGGAAAACAACCAAGCAACGAAGAAAACAAAAGCGAAGAGCAGAUGCCGCCGGUACCCGCAACGAAGGCGGCUACGCCGCAGCCCGCCUCUUCCACCCAAUCGCCCGCGAUGAAGGCCGCGGCGCACAGCGCAACCACCCCCUCCACUCGUCCCACGCCGCAGACCAAUGGCAGGUUCGCCACGUCGCCGGCCUCGCAGCACGCGGGUGGCGGCGGUGUUGGUGGUGUACCGCCCGCUGGGUCAGCGGGACGGGUCCCGCCGGUGGGGGCGGCCAAAAAAGGCUUUGCUCCUGCGCCUGCCCCGUAUGCGGCGACGGGCGCCAUGAAGAAUAUCUCGACGCCGUCGACAGCGCCGGCGGGGGUGAGCCCCGGCAGCCGUGGCGUGGGCUCCACCAACGCGGCAAUGCCCAACUCUUCCUACGGGACCGGCAUGCCCCCCUCUGCGUACGGCGGCUCCUUCAUGCCCCAAUCCGGCGCUGCUGGGCCAAACAUGGGUGCCGGAGACGCGUUGACGCCCGGUGGUGCCUACGGCAACAGCAUGUUCGGCAUGCAGAGCAACGGCCAGAUGUACCCAGGCAUCGGCAUGAACAGCAUGUACGGUAUGCAGCAGAACGGCGGGAAUGGGAUGUACAAUUCCGGCUACGGCACCUCCAUGAUGGGGCCGCUGAGUGGUGGCGGCGGCGGCAGCAUGUACGGCAUGGGCUCUAUGGGUGGUGGAGGGGGCAGCAUGUAUGGCAUGGGUGGCCCAAUGGGUUCGAUGGGCGGCGGCUACGGCUUCGGCAGCUCCUUUGGCGGCUCCCUCUACGGUGGCUCGAUGUACGGCGCGACAGGCUCUCUCUACGGCACGGGCGGAAGCCUGUACGGUAGCAACGAUGCGCGGGCGAUCAUGGGCAGCAUGUACGGCAGCCGCAACGGCUCCAUCUACGGCGGUUUCGGCUCCUUUUACGACGUUGGUGGGCCGCACACGAGGCUCGGCGUCGUGCGCAAGUACUCCAUGCCCGGCUUCUCCUACUCCUUCGGCUCGAACCUGGGCACUGCGGCCUACCACCGCAACUCCUUCUCCGGUGGCUCGGCCUACUCCGGCAAGCGCGCUAACAGCUUCCGCGGAACCAGCAAGAUCCUGCAGGCGGACGAGCAGGACACGUCGACGGAGCCGAGCGAGACGCGUGGGAUUCGCAUGACGGAGCGGGCGAAGGCGAUGGAGGAGGGCACGGCGGGCCCGCGUCGCGGGACGACCGGCGUCGACAAGGAUGGCAACACCACCAGCAACGACAAGACCGCGACGACGACGACGACGACUGACCGCGAGGGUAGAACGCCGGGGUCGAUUGUGAGGAAGCGCGCCGCCGUGGAGGCACCGAAGUCACCGCCGAGCACGCGCGCUGUGAAGGCUGGUGUGACGCAGGCCCCGGCGCUGUCCACCGACUUCCGCAUUCACAAUGUCGCCGUACUCCAGCAAGAUGGAGGCAGUAACAGGGCGAGGGUGACCAAAAAAGGCGACACCUGCGUGCUGGAUGGCACCUCGUACCCGAUGGACGAGGUGCUAGAGUACACGCCGACCGACGGCGGCACGCCCGACAUCAAGUCCCGCUGCAUUCGCGACAUGAUCGAGCACGUAAUGGCGGGGCACAACACCGCGGUGCUCGUCUCGGACGACGGCAAGGCCACGGCAGCUGCGACGGCGACGGUGGAGUCGACCGUGGCGCAGUUAAUGGCGGAGCUGAACGAGACGUCGCGCAACACAUACGCUGAGGUGUCAGCCAGCAUGUACGGCCUGCACCCGAACUCCAUGAUGCGUGACCUCCUCGUCGAUGGCGCCCGUCUCAAGUCGAUGGAGGCGGGCAACUCGCCGCUCUUCGGCCCUGCUCUCAUGAAUGUCACGUCAGGGAAGAUCAGCUCCGGCGAGGAUUUCAAUAAGCUCUUUGAGGCCGCGCUGAAGCGGGGAGAGAAGGAGACGAUGAUGGUGUGCAUGCUGACGGUGAAGCAGGUGCGCGGGGGCGUCGCGGACGACAAGGAGGACGUCUUCGUGUCAUCCGUCUUCAUCGGAGUCAGUCGUCGGGGCCCGAAGGGCUACCACGACGUCGUUGACAAGGUCUCCAGCUCCCCGCACGAGCUCUUCCGCUACGCCGUGGAGGGCCCGUCGGUGUGCGUGCACGUCAUCGCCGUCAGCCAAGGCCUCCGCGACGGCCAGGUGCUGUCAGACUGUGCGAAGAUCGGCGAGGUGCAGAACACCACCCCGCGCAGCGGCAACGUUCGCCGCUUCGUCGACUUCACACAGGAGCAGCUGAAGCGCAUGCGUCAGCGUAGCGACACCGCCACCGGCGCCGACAAGCGCGAGCUCGAAGGCCACGUCCAGCGCCUGAGCCAAAUUCUUGAGGACGCGCAGAAGAUGCUUGCGGAUCCGAAGAACACGGAGCCAAAGCUGUACCGGCUGCAGAACGAGCCGCUUAGCGUGCAGGAGGAGUCGCCGAGAGAGGUCGGCAACGCUGCCUCGCCUACCUCUGCGGCAGCGACGAAGCAAGAUGCCAGCAAGGCGGAGGAGCCGGCCAAGUCCCGCGCUGUGCCAAUCGACGCAUCGGAGAAGGCAGCGCUGUCUUCGCCGCAAGCGGACCGGCCAAGCAGCACGAACGUGACGACGGUGGCCAUCGUCUACAACCAAAGCGCCCGCGCCUACUCGGUACAGGACCGCACCAUCACCGCCGGCGGCCUCCCUUUCGCUGUGGAGGAGGUGAUUCGGCGUAAGGACGUGACGGCGCGCAAGAUGGAAUGCAAGGCGACGGACAAGGUGCUCGCCGCCUUUCUGAAGGGCUACAACGGCGCCGUCGUCGCAUCCGACAGCACGGCAGUGGCAGCCAACGGGAUGGCCUCGCCGACGAUGGCGGUCGUCUUCGCCGCCGUCAGCGGGGCCCUCGCGAAGGAGGGCAGCAAGGGCGUGCGGGUCGCCGUCGCGUUGGUACGCGACACAGGCGACGCUGUCGAUCUCACAAGCACUAACUACGGUGCCGCCGCCGCUGCUGCCGGUGCAGCCAGCGAGGUCGAGGUGUGGUCCUCUCCGCUCUUUGGCCCGGUGGCGCACAAGGCCGCCUUCCACCCAGUGCGCAGCACAGAAGAGCUGCAGCGACUGGUGGACACGGCCCGUGAGAACGCCGCCACUUCGUCGUGGGAUGAGCACUGCGUGGUGCACGUCACUGUUGUGCACUGCUUUGCAGAGAAGGACGACAUCCUCGUCUCUUCGUUGCUGGCGACCUUUGCGUCGAACAACUCGAAAGCCUACAACGAGGUCCUGCAACACCGCAACGGCAGCAGCAGCAGCAGCAACCGCGGCUUCAGUGACCUUUACCGUUACGCCUUUGGCGGUGUGGCGACCACCGCCUUUGUGGUGUCGGUCGCCGAGGAGGACGAGGUGGGCGACGUGGUCAAUGCCCUCACCACACAGCACACUGCCGGCGCCGUGCGCAACCGCGCGCCACGGCAGGGCAGCAUCAGCAACUUUAUCUCCUUCACCACCGCCUCGCUGCAGAAGCGCCGCGACUACCUCGCUACGCUGGGCACCGACUCUGCGGAGCGGCCGGCGGCGCAAAAGGUUGUCACCUCGAUGGAACGCAUGCUGGACGACCACAAGCAGGUGAUGGCGGACCCGGAUCGCAACUUUCCCCACACCUACGCGGCGGAGAGCGGGGCGUCGAAGGACAGCGCCGCCUCGCCGCCGUCGCUGGUUGAAAAGGCAACAACGACUUCUCCUUCGGCGGCGCGCAGCGGUGCACGCAGCCGCGCCGUGCCCGUGGCGGAGGCAGCGACGGCGACAGCAUCAACGCCGUCGACCAGUACGGUUGACGCGGCACAGCAGGAGGACCCCGCAGCAUCCGGCUUCACGGAGCCGCGCGUCGUCGUCUUUGUCGGCCGCGACGUGGCCUCCGCGGAGAAGAAGAUCUCCCUGGGGGACAAAGACUACGCGGUGGACGAGGUGGUAACGCGUGCGCCGAACGGUGGCGACUCGACCGCUGUGGCGGAGAUCCAGACGCGGCUCUCCAGCGUGCACAACUGCGCGCUCGUCUCCGCCUCGUCGGUCACGGCUGCAACGACCAAGGAAGAGCCGGUGUGGCCGAUCUUCGAGCAAUGCCUGCGCAGCGCCAUGGCGGCCGGCAAGCCCGGCGAGGACGUCCGCGCAGACCUCACCUUCGCCGUCGUGUCGGCCGACGAGGUGGUGGCCGACCUGCUCGCCGAGGACCCUCCGGCCGCGUCGCGUCCGCUGGAGGUGGCCUCCUCGCCCAUCUACGGCCCCCGCGUCACCGGGACGACCACGGCGACCGUGCAGAGCGCUGAUGAGUUGAUGCACCUGAUGGCGAAGGUGCACGAGCGGGCGGCGGCCCAGCUCCCGGCAAUACACCACCACGGUGCGAUGAUGAUCGGUACGGCCGUCAUGCGUCGUCGGAUGAAGGACGGUGAUGUGGCGGUGGCGUCGCUGACCGGUAUACUGACCGGGGCCUCGGUGAAGGCCUUCCACGAGGUCCUGGAGAAGGAGCAGGUGACCCGGCGCAUGUUGCUGAAUUGCGCCUACGGGGGCCCGAGCGCCACGGUGACCAUCUUGAACCUCCGCGACGAGGAUGCGUCGGCGCAGGACAUGGUGUCCACAGCGGUCGCGCUCAGCAAGAAGCAGCGCAACCUCGUCAGUCGCUCCGGCAGCGUGCUCGCCUUCAUCACCUACACGGAGGGCACGAUGCAGCGCGAGCUCGUCCGGGCAGACGCGGCGACCGGCGAGGCGAAGGAGCGCCACCUGCAGAAGGCGGAGCGUCUGCGCCCCGUCGUGGCGGACCACCGGCGGCUGCUGGAGGACUUCAACGCACCGGUGCCCGCCUACCUGGGUUCUCGCAGCACCAAAGGGGAGCGCGACCAGACCCCGACCGCGGCGAAUACGCCCUCUACCGGCGUGCGGCGCAGCUCCGGCGGGGCCCCGAACACGCCGGGGGCCGAUCGGUCACCGCAGCAGCGUCUGUCGGCGACGCCCGCUAGCAAGCGGGACGGUGCCGCCGGUCCCAACCGCAUUCGCUCCAUUGUGGUCAUCACCGCCAUCCGCAACGCGCCCGACGCCUCCGGUCCCGUUGCCAGGGUGGAGCGGGUUGACGGGACUCACGUGAAGACGACCGUCGCUGGCGCCGCGCGCGAGCGCGAGUGCGACGAGGUGGUGUCCCGCGUGGACGCGUCGUCGCCCGUGCGGGCCGACCUGCUCCUUUCGGCGGCCGAGCAGUUCGUUAGCGGGUUUAACACUGCCGUGCUGUGCUGCGACCUCGGUGGCUCGAAUGCCGGCCCGACUGCGUGUGGUCGCCUCGUCCACAACAUCGUGGACACGAAGCCCGCCCACUCCGAACUGUACUACGCCGUGAGCGGCAUCCGUGGCAGAGAGGCGCGGGAUCUACUGCAGGCCGACAGCGCGUACGCGACGAUGAAGGUGGCGAACUCGCCCAUCUUCGGCCCCACGGUGUACGGCGCAACGAUGCCGCAGGUGACGGAGGUGGGUGCGUUUGACAGCGCCCUUAGCGCUGCCGUCGUGGCGGCCGCGAGCGACAACGCGAUGGUCGUCGUGAACGUCGUGCUCAAAGCGAUCCAAGAAGGCAGUGGGCGGGGGGAUGUGGUGGUGAACAGCAUGUUGGUGACGCUGGCCACGGACCCGCAGGCGUACACGAGUGUCGUGAGCGCCCCGCUCAAGUCGGACCGCAAGCUCUUCCAGUACGCCGUGCAUGGCAGCUGUUACACGGUCGGCGUGCUGGGUCUGCCGGAUCGGGUUGCAGAGGAGGGCCUCGCGGAGUGCCUGGACACCUACGACAAGCUUCGCACGACGGAAAACCGACCCAUGCGUAACGGCAGCGUGCGUCGCUUCCUCGCCUAUUCGAUGAACGCCAUGGGCGAUGUGAAGCAGAAGUUGUCGGACGCGACAGACGAGGGGCAGCGCGCGACGUACGCGCAGCGGUUAGCCCAGCUGGAGCUGAUGGUGGCAGACUCGCGCGCCUUGUUGGAGUCGCCGCAGGGCCGUCCGCUGAAGGUGUACCAGUAA
This is a messenger RNA of Leptomonas pyrrhocoris, 6552 nucleotides long. RefSeq lists its product as hypothetical. The record is from RefSeq and is a predicted model, not a curated record. Lineage: Eukaryota; Euglenozoa; Kinetoplastea; Trypanosomatida; Trypanosomatidae. Bases 613 to 6552 code for a protein of 1979 amino acids. The transcript has a single exon.